Molecule: messenger RNA, 8221 nt
Organism: Pristis pectinata (smalltooth sawfish)
Lineage: Eukaryota; Metazoa; Chordata; Chondrichthyes; Rhinopristiformes; Pristidae
Product: carcinoembryonic antigen-related cell adhesion molecule 5-like
Exons: 6
Coding region: 3644-4843 (399 amino acids)
Source: RefSeq, a predicted model, not a curated record
CAGGCACUUCAAGACUUCCUCAACCCUGGCACCCAGGAGGCAACGCAUCAUCCUGGCAUCUCUUUUGUGGCCACAGAAUCUCCUGUCUGUCCCUCUAACACAUAAAGUCAUACAGCAUGGAAACAGGGCCUUCAGCCCAACUUGUCCAUGUCGACUAUGUGGCCCAGCGAGCUAGUCCCAUCUGCCUAUGUUUGGCCCAUAGCCCUCGAAACCUCUCCUGUCCAUGUACUUACCUACAUGGGUUUUCAAUGUUGCUAAUGUGCCCACCUCAACCACUAUUUCUGGCAGCUUAUUCCAAAUACGCACCACCCUUUGUGUGAAGAAGCUGCCCCUGAUGUCCCUCUUAAACCUCUCACCUCUGAUCUUAAACCUGUGGCCUCUUGUUUUUACCACCCGCCUCCCAGGGGAAAAAGACUAUGUGCUUUCACUCUGUCGAGGCACCUCAUGAUGCAUCAGGUCACCCCUCAAUCUCCGACAUUCCAGGGAAUAAAGUCCCAGGCUACACAACCUCUCCUUGUAACUCAGGCCCCCAAGACCAGGCAACACCCUGGUAAAUCUGUUAUGUAUUCUUUCAAAUCUAGAUAACGUCUUUCCUCCGACAGGGUGACCAAAACUGCUCACAAUACUCCAAGUGCAGCCUCACCAAUGUCCCAUAUAACUGCAACAUAACUUCCCAACUCCUGUACUUAGUGCCCUGACUGAUGAAGGCCAGAAUGCCAAACACCUUCUUCACCACCCUGUCUACCUGUGACGCCGCUUUCAGCGAACUGUGGACUUGCAUUCCCAGGUCCCUCUGUUCCAAAACACUUCCCAGGGCCCAUCCAUUCAGUGUACAAGCCCGACUCUGGUUUGAUCUCCCAAAAGUCAAUACCUCACAUUUAUCUGGAUUGAAAGCCAUUUGCUAAUCCUCAGUCCGCAUACCCAGCUGAUCAACAUCUCCCUGUAAUUUUUCAUAACCUUCUACACUGUCUACAACACCACCUACUUUAGUAUCAUCUGCAAACUUACUAACCGUGCCUUGUACAUUCACAUCCAAAUCGUUUAUAUAAAUUACAAACAAUAAAGGUUCCAACACCGACCUCUGUGGCACAUCACUAGACACAGGCCUCCAGUCUGAGAAACAACCCUCGACCAUUCCCCUCUCCUUUUAUCACUGAGCCAAUUCUGAAUCAGUCUGAUAUCUCCCCGGGUCCCAUGCGAUCUAACCUUCCAGACUAACCUGCCAUCAGCGACCUUGUCAAAGGCCUUGCUAAACUCCAUACAGACAACAUUCACUGCCCAACCCUCAUCUACCCUCUUGGUUAUCACCUCAAAGAACUCCAAGAGAUCUCUCAGACACGACUUCCCAUGCACAAAGCCGUGCUAAUUCUCCCAAAUCAGACCCUGUCUCUCCGUAUGUUGGUAGAUCCUGUCCCUCAGAAUCGCCUCCAACAAUUUACCCACCACCGAUGUCAGACUCACCCGCCUGUAGUUUCCUAGCUUGUUUUUGCUCACUUUUUAAACAAUGGCACCACAUUACUCCAGUCCUCCAGAACCUCACCUGUGGCCAGAGAUGAAGCAGAAAUCUCUGCAAGGACCUCCGCAAUCUCUUCUCCAGCUUCCCACAAGGUCCGAGAAUGCACCAGGUCAGGCCCUGGGGUUUCAUUCACCUUAAUGCACUUUAAGGGCUCCAGUACCUCCUCCCUGCUAAUCUGUAUGUGGUCUAAUGACACCACUCAUAUCCCCCAUUUCCUGAGUUCCAUUGUUUUCUCCACAGUGAAAACUGAAGAGAAAUGUUCAUUAAAAAUCUCGCCCAUUUCCUCUGCUUCCACACACAGACGGCCAUGCUGAUCUUUAAGGGGACCUGUUCUCUUCCUAACCACCCUUUUCCUCUUAAUAUACCUAUAGAAUCUCUUGGGAUUUUGCCUCACCUUGCCUGCCAGAUCCUUCUCCUGUCGUUUUUUUGCCCUCCGAUCUUCUCUCUUAAGUGCACUCCUACACUUCUUGUAGUCAUCAGAGAUUCACAAGGUUCCAAUUGCUGAUACACAGUGGAUGCCUCCCUCAUUUUGUUAACCAGAGCCUCAAUGUUUCUUGUCAACCAGGAUUCCUGCAACCUACCAGCCCUGUCCUUCACCCUAACGGGAACAUCCAAGACCUGAAUUCCUGAUAUCCUACCUCUAAAGCCCUCCCACAUUGCAGACUCUCUGUUCCUUGUGAACAAUCUCGUCCAAUCAACCACUGCAAGAUCCUGCCCGAUGGCUCCAAAAUUUACUCUGCCCCAGUUCAGGACCCUAACCCGUGAACCGGUCGUAUCCAUCUCCAGAGACAGAAAGAGAGAGAGAGAGAGAGACAGAAAGACAGAGAAGAGAGAGAUGGCGAGUGAAAGAGAGAGAUACAGAAAGAGAGCGAAAAAGAGAGGGAGAAGGAGAGACAGAGAGAGAGAAAAACAGAUUCAGAGAGAAGGAGAUAAAGAAAGAGACAGAGAGAGAAAGAGAGGGAAAGAGAGAGAAAGAGACAGAAAAAGAGAGAAUGAGGGAAAGAGAGGAAGUGAAACGGAGAGAGAGAGACAGAGGGCAGAGAGACAAUAGAGAAAAAGAGAGAGUGAAAGAGAAAGGCAGAGAGAGAGAGAUAGAGACAAGGAGAGAGAAAGAGAGGAAGAAAGAGAGUGAGAGAGAAACAGAGUCAGAGAUGAGACAGAGAGGAAGAGAGAGAGCAACAGAGAGAUUUAGAAAGGGAGAGAGAGAGAGACGGGGACAGAGAGAGAAAGAGAGAUAGGUAGAGAGAGAAAAACACAGCAAGAGAAAGAGAUAGGAAGAAAGAGAGGAAGAGAAAGAAGGAGAAAUAGAGAGUGAGAGAGAAACAGAGAGAGGGAGUCAGCGACGGAGAGAAAGAGACAGUGAGACAGAGAGAGCGCAACAGAGAGAGAGAUAGAAAGGGAAGGAGAGGAAGAGGGAGUGAGAGGGAGACAGCGAGAGGGAAAGAGAAUGAGAGAGAGAAAAAGAGAGACGGAGAGAAAGAGAAUGAAAGAGAGGGAAAGAGACAGACAGAGACAGACAGAAAGAGAAAGAGUGAGAGAGACAGAGACGGAAAGAGAGAGACAGAUAGAGGGAGAGAGAUAGAAAGACAGAGAGAGAUAGAUAAAAGAGACACAGAAAGAGAGAGAGAAAGAGUGUAAGAGAGACAGACAAGAGAGAAAGAUAAGCGAGAGAGAGAGAGAGAGAAAGACUCAGAGAGAAAGACAGAGGGACAGAAAGAAAGAGAGAGAGAGAGCAAGAGGCAGAGAUAGAGUGAGUGAGAGAGAAAGAGAAAAAGAGAAAGAGGGACAGUGAAAGAAAGAGAGAGUGAAUCAGGGAAAGAGACAGAGAAAGAGAGGGAGAGAGAGAAAGAGAGACAGAAGAGAGAAAGUGAAAGAGAUAGAAAGAGUGACGGGGGGCAGAGAGAGCGAUAGAGAGUUAGAGAGAGAGUGAGAGCGACAAAGAGAGAGUGAAACAGAGAGAGAGAGAGAGAGAAGGAUCGAGUGUGACGGGGAGACUGGGAGAGGUUCUCCGUGUUACUGAGCGUUGGGCGGGGUUGGCCGGACGGCAGUUCCUGCGCCUUCAGUUCACCGACCGGUGGCGGCACAAACAGCCGCUUCGACGUCUGUGAGUUUCAUCAGAGUUUCAAGAUGCAGCAUUUCCCCUCCAGGAGUGACUCCUAUCUGUUCUGUGCCUACGUUUUUGCCAUUUGUACGGCUGGGACUGGGGCUUCCUCUCCCACUGUGAACGGAACUCUGGGACACUCGGUCUCCUUAACUCCCGGGAUCUGGGUCGCACAGGACGUUGCUCAGGUUGUGUGGAGACGGACAUCACCCAGAACCAGGAUAGUGGAAUACUCAAAGGGGGACAUUUCAUCCUUCGGUUCUGAGGAGUACAAGCAACGGGUAACUCUUCAUCCCAAGAACUUCAGUCUGGAAAUCCGUGAUCUACAGAGAGAGGACACUGGGAAUUAUGAGGUGACUGUUACAGCGAGUUCAGGAGCACAGAGUCUGAAGACAGUCCAGCUGGUGGUGUACGAGCCCGUGUCAGGAACAUACAUCAUGGUUCAGUACACCUCCAAGAACUGCAACCUCAACCUGACCUGCUCUGUGACCUCAGGCGACCCCACCAGCUUCAUGUGGUGGAGGGGAGGAGAAGCUGUGGGAAACGACAGCCCCCAUCACCUCUGGGAACACGGAGAGACGGUAGAGAUUCAUCACACAGCAGAGGUGGAGGGUGUUGUGUACAGGUGUGAGGCCAGGAACCCCGUCAGUAAUGGCACGGCACAGAUCCGGCUGGUGGACGUCUGUAAAUGGAACACACCCGACGGGACUGGGGCUCCCCCUCCCACUGUGAAGGGAACUGUGGGACGUGCAGCCUGGUUAAAUUCUGGGAUUGCCGUCGGAUCAAACAUGGAUGCGGUUGUGUGGAGCCGGACGUCACCCAGAACCAGGAUAGCGCAAUACUCAAAAGGGCACAUUGAAUAUUUUGGUGCUGAGGAGUACAAGGGGCGGAUAACUCUUCAUCCCGGGGACUUCAUUCUGGAAAUCCGUGAUCUACAGAGGGAGGAUGCUGGUGAUUAUGAGAUGACUUCUACAACAGGUUCAGGAGCUCAAAAUAAAAUGACAGUCCGGCUGGAGGUGUACGCUCCAGAUCAGAAAUCGUCAAACACUGGACCGAUCGUUGCCGGCGUUAUAAUCACUGCCAUUGUGAUCAUUGUGGGCAUUGCCCUCUGGGUGAAACGGGAUUCUCUUCGCUCGACGGGAACGGCCGCAGGAGGGGACGUGUCUACAGACCCGGCAGAGAAAGUGGAGUUGAAGAAUACAUCAGACGGGGGUUCAACAUCCUGAGAGGGAAACCCCAGCUCACAGAUACACCCUGAGGGAAACCUCAGCUCACAGAUACCCCCCCUCCCCCCUCCAUCGGGAUAGCGAGCACCUCUCCACAGGCCCAGUCACUGGGGAACGGUGCCCACCUCCGGUGCAGAGGGAGGGUGUCGGUGGUGGGUUUCCCUCCCACUGGAACCGUCCUUGAUCCACUGUCCCGGUGAGGAUGGAACUGCUUUAAACACCAGGGGUUCUGUGGUGACCCGGAUCUGGGACCGUCAGUCCACCGGACCCGCUCUCCCUCCCCCAGCCCCUCCUCCGCUCAUUCCCCCAGCCCAUGUGUCCCUCCCCCAGUCAGUCCACACUCUGAUCACAGGACGUCCUGUCCACUGUUCCCACCUUUGUUCUCUCCCCCCGCCCCUACCCACCCCGACCUGGGUUGUUCCCCUGUCGGCCGUUUUCUCUUCGACAAAUGUGCGCGGCUCCAGCUGAUCAGCUGCAGUCUGCUUCACAAUGUACCGCGGCCCCCCCCAACUUCCUGCUCCCCCCUCCCACAGCCCCUCCCGCGACUUUCCUUCCAGCUCUGGUUCCCCAUUUAAACAUUUACAUCCCAGCGGAAAGUCCCAGAGGUCGGAGCUGAGGGAGGAGCCCAUGGAAAAUCCAGGGAGACCCCACCCAGGGAGUCAGAUGUAGUGAAGGGUCCUGGUCUCGUCCCGAAAUCAAUUUCCCUAUCCGUCCACUGUAAGUAACACAGUGCCACGAGGUCGAUUCGAACAAUGGCGGAAGUGGGAGAAGUUCUGAAUGAGUACUUCUCUUCCGUAUUCACUAGGGAGAGGGGUCUUGAUGAUGCGGAAGGGAGUGCUGGUAGGGGUAAUGUUCUCGAGGUUGUUGAUAUCAAGAGAGAGGAUGUGUUGAAGUUGUUAAAUAAUAUUAAGACAGAUAAAUCUCCGGAGCCUGACGGGAUUUGCCCCAGGCUGCUUCGAGAGGCUAGGGAGGAGAUUGCUGAACCGCUGGUAAGGAUCUUUGAGUCCUCGUUGUCUACAGGGGUGGUGCCGGAGGAUUGGAGGGUUGCGAAUGUUGUCCCCUUGUUCAAAAAAGGUAAUAGGGAUAGGCCAGGGAAUUAUAGACCGGUGAGUCUCACGUCUGUGGUGGGUAAGCUGUUAGAAAGGAUUCUAAGGGAUAGGAUUUAUGAACACCUAGAGAAUCAUGGACUGAUUAGGGACAGCCAGCAUGGCUGUCUUGCCUCACAAGCCUGAUAGAGUUCUUUGAGGAGGUGACCAGGAAGAUUGAUGAGGGCAGUGUGGUGGAUGUGGUUUACAUGGAUUUUAGUCAGGCAUUUGAUAAGGUUCCUCAUGGUAGGCUUCUUCAGAAGGUCCUCAUGGUAGGCUUCUUCAGAAGGUCAGAGGCCAAGGGAUCCAAGGAAGCUUGGCUGUGUGGAUUAGGAAUUGGCUUGCAUGUAGAAAGCAGAGGGUUGUGGUGGAGGGAGUGCCCUCGGAUUGGAAGGCAGUGACUAGUGGUGUCCCACAGGGAUCGGUUCUGGGACCUCUACUUUUUGUGAUAUUUAUAGAUGACUUAGAUGAGGGGGUGGAGGGCUGGGUUAGUAAGUUUGCAGACGACACUAAGAUAGGCGGUGCUGUGGAUAGUGUGGAGGGCUGUCGGAGCUUACAGAGGGAUAUUGAUAGGAUGCAGAGCUGGGCUUACAAGUGGCAGAUGGAGUUCAAUCCGGAGAAGUGUGAGGUGGUACACUUUGGAAGGACAAACUCUAGGGCAGAGAACAGGGUAAACGGCAAGGUACUUGGCAGUGUGGAGGAGCAGAGGGAUCUGGGGGUUCAUAUUCACAGUUCAUUGAAAGUUGCCUCACAGGUGGAAAGAGCAGUUAAGAAGGCCAAUGGGAUGUUGGCUUUCAUAAGUCGCGGGAUUGAGUUUAAGAGCUGCGAGGUUAUGAUGCAGCUUUACAAAACUCUAGUUAGGCCACACUUAGAGUACUGUGUUCAGUUCUGGUCGCCUCAUUAUAGGAAGGAUGUGGAGGCAUUGGAGAGGGUGCAGAGGAGAUUUACCAGGAUGCUGCCUGGAUUGGAGGUUAUUGAAUAUGAGGAGAGGCUUAAGGUGCUAGGGCUUUAUUCACUGGAAAGGAGGAGGAUGAGAGGAGACAUGAUAGAGGUAUAUAAAAUAUUGAGGGGAAUAGAUAGAGUAGACAGUCAGCGCCUCCUUCCCAGGGCACCAAUGCUCAAGACGAGAGGUCAUGGCUUUAAGGUUAUGGGUGGGAGGUUCAGGGGAGAUGUCAGAGGGAGGUUUUUCACCCAGAGAGUGGUUGGUGCAUGGAAUGCACUGCCUGGGGUGGUGGUGGAGGCAGAUACAUUGAACAGGUUCAAGAGCUUGUUGGAUAGGCAUAUGGAGGAACGUGAGAUAGAGGGAUAUGCGGGAGGAAGGGGUUAGGUGGUGUGAGGGUGGUCUGAUGGACGGCAUGACACGGUGGGCCGAAGGGCCUGUUUUGUGCUGGAUGGUUCUAUGGUUCUAUGGUUUAUUAGCAGAGCACCGCUAGGAGAAUUCUCUUCAUCACUCACUAAGAGUCACUUCCUGAGUUCUCCCAGUACAAAGGGGUAGACAGAGAUUUAUACAGGUAUUGUCACACACACUUUAAUGAGUCAGGUGCCAGAGUUCUUGGUUGAGCAGGAAACGGACAAAGGGCUACUGCAGAUGGACAAAGAGCAGCCUCACACCACAGGUUCAGCUCAUCGUUUUGCAAUCGGGUGAGACAAAGGCAGGUAUCACCUUCAUUGUUUGAGACAGCCUUCCUGUUACGGACUCAGUGAAAGUCCCUUUAAGAUAGAGAAUGUGUGUGUUUGUGUGUGUGUGGGGCGUGCUUACGUCAAUAGAAGAUAAAGGACGUAAUGACAUUGUUGAAGAAGUUAGAAGGAGAGAGAGAGAGAAGGGAGAGAGACACCAGCCUGCCUGUUUUCUCUAUCGAUGGAUGAGAAACAAUAACUGUGUCUGCCACUGAAAUCCAUGUAUGGAAGUUGGAAGUAAUCCGGUGGAGUUCACUUUGCUGCUGACUUGUAGAAGGAAACAGGUAUUUGUGUGUGGACGACCACGGUUCGGAUGCUUUUCGGGGUGAGGAAGUCACUACCGAGUAAACCCUGAAGUGUCAUUGGGGUUCCAUCGUGGAACAUUUGGAUUUCGUAUUUACUCUCCCUAUGUUCUCUACACCUACGUCUUAUCUUCAGACAAUGGUGGUUGUUGAAGAAGCCCUUGCUCAUGUUUCACCUUAUGGCUUGUGGAACUGAACUUUAAGAACCAUUCCGGAACUUGGAGUUUGGGACUUUGUCACACACACACACACGAAGAGUUUAGUUUUGGGGUUAACGUUCGAGGUUUAACAUUUUUGAAUUCUAACAUACUAAC